This is a messenger RNA of Caenorhabditis auriculariae, 751 nucleotides long. The record is from the annotation of a GenBank genome assembly. NCBI's taxonomy places the organism in Eukaryota, Metazoa, Nematoda, Chromadorea, Rhabditida, Rhabditidae.
AUGGAUGCUUUCGGAACGCGAUUUGGCCCCCCGCCGAACAUAUUGGUCAAGGAGCUGCAGAGAAAGACAUGUGGUUUUUCAUGUGCUUGGAAAGAGCGAGGUGAAGCAAGAAAAAAAAAUGAAAAUUUUCAAGUUCUCGAAGAGUUUUGCAAUAUAGUGAUGAUGAAACAGAAAAAAACAGAAAAAUAGGGAUUUAUAGUCUAACCACCUGUUGCAAGGACAAUUUUCAUUAGAAAGCUUUUUAAAACAGUGACAUAUAAUCUGAAAAAAAUUAUUGAAAAAAAGAAACUCUAGAAAGUUUUUUAAAAGUUCAAUCAAUAAUAUCUAACCAUAAGUCAAAUUAAAGAAGCUCUUUCUCAGUUCCAAAAAGGUCCAAAAAAAAUUUCAAGUUUUCGAUUGAGGAGUCUGAUUGAAAAUAUUGAGAAAAAUUUAUAGGAAACUCAGAAUUUCCCAUAAAACUUGAGCAACAGCGAUAAACUGGCGAUCGAAUGAAUAUUGGAAGACGGGGCUUGAAGGUCCAAUUUGUGUAUUACAACAGCAAAGUGAGAUGACUCAACCUAGGCCCGACAAGCUUCCGGUGCGUAAUGAUGUUGGGUUCGAGCAGUUGCGCCUGGACCUCAAUAAAUGACUUUCAGAUCGAGAUUCGAACGGCAACAUUGUGAAAAUGAAAGGAACGGCUGCAAGAUACACACUAACGCAAAAACGAAUGAAGCGGUCUUGUAAGAGAGACGUCAGCGGCAAGUUAAUCUGA